GCGCCUCAGCGGCGGCUGAGACCUGCUUUCGUCGCGGCUCCAGCUCGACGUCGACUGACUAUUUACGUUAAGAGUUUUAUUUCCUGCAGGCACGUCAGACGAGCCCACUCCCUGCGCUGUACAGCUCUGCCAAUGACAACUCCGCUCCCCUUUUCCCGGCGGGAGAAGAAGUGUCUUCAGUUUUGCCCGCGGCCGCAGUGACUGCCCGAGACCAUGGAGUACUACAGCCUGCGCUGCCAGGUCUGUCUCACCAAAUUUAAAAGGGUGUCUGAUUUCAAGAAACAUGUGCACUCAUGGGCACAUCAACAGAAAAUGGAAGCAGUCUUCCAGAAAGAUAUGUUCAGUGGUCCUGGCUUCUUUCCCUUCAUUGUUGUUAUGGAUCCGCUUGCCGAACAUGACAUCAAACAACCCAUCAUAGGCUUGUGUCUGGUGACUUUAUGUUUUAGUCGAGAGGCACGGCCCUUUUUUUACCUGUGCCAUGCCUGUGCGGAAAAGUGUCCACCCAACAGGAUUUUAUGCCACCUCUCUUCUGGUGACCAUUGCUGCAACUACUUUAACUACACAGACCCCAAUGUACUGAGUUUUUCCUGGAUGCCCAGCAGGGACAUGAGAGCCAUUCUGAGGCCUCAGCCCAAAAAGGGAAACACUGAAAGAAGGCCUGGAACAUUACAGAUGUUGGAUUUACCCAAAAAUCUGAUGGAAAAGCUUGAAACAAGUACCUACUAUGAAGUGAUGCAAACUCUCAGUGAAAAUGACAAGCUUCUCAAGCUGUUUGAAGCUGACAAGCCAAAGAGGAUGACGAUCCAAACGUACCAUAGAGACAGCAACAGGAUACAUCCCCUUCUUGGCAUGCAGCACAUUGUUGAAUGCAUUUGUGUUGGACCGACUGAGAGGAGAUACUACCUCUGCACUCUCUGCAGACUAACUUUGGCCACCCACAUGAUCAUCAAGCAUGUCCUGAGCUUUGACCACAUCUUUUGUUACUUUAAAGCCUGGCACCCCUCCACUUUGUUGUCAAAGGAAUGCUACAAGGAUUACAACUCCAUCUCCUCCAUGAUACUUGAUUUUGCAAAGCAGACAGAAGAGAUUCAUGGUACUGAGAACACUGAAAUGAAGCAACUAAACCUAAAUCCGGCCGAAUUCACAUCAAUGAACUUCACUUGCUAUGCAGAAGCCUUGAAGAAACUGGAAUCCAUCACAAAGGAAAGAGAGGGGAGCAGCUUGAUUAAAAGCAUCAAACCAGGGAAAAAGCUGGAGCGUCGUACUGCGUCAGUGGGGUCCGUAGCACCAUCGUACAAACUACGCUGUCAGGAAUGCAGUAUCAUCUUUGACACUCAGUCUGGGUAUUUGAAACAUUUGUCAGACAUGAAACACAAACAGAUGUUGAAGAAAUUCUUUAGAGAAGCUGAAAGAGCUGAUGGUUAUGACCAAACAGGAUGGGAGCCCAGUCUGGGCUUAUACGAGUACCUCCAAGAGAGCUUGAAGCGAAAUGAAGUAGUUAUUGGUUCAUCCCUGGUUGUGGGGUGUGUGAGCACUCAGUUGAAGGCAGACCCUAUUUAUGUGUGCUUUGCUUGUCAGGACUGUUUCGCAGAGUCCUUUCUCAGGCAACACUUUCAAUCUCAAAAGCAUUUGAUACACACAUUGCUGUACCAGAAUCCCUGGCGGCUCCCUUUUGGCUGGGAGAACCAUCUGGAUGUGAAAGUCUUGAAGUCAAUGGGAUGGGAAGAGGAGAAGGAAAGAGGACCCAAUCAGAAGAUGCUGAAGGUUCUUGAUAUCCCAUACCAGAUAUUUCACAGCCUCAUCCCACCUAGUUACCCAAAAGUGAUGGCGAGACUUGAACUAUACCACUCUCUCUUAAAGCAAGAAGUUCCACGGUGUGAAACAUACAGCAAACUCAAACAAAAUGAGAGAUUCCCUCUGCUCGGCAAACAAUUCCUGGUCAUGCACCAUGUGUGUCUCAGACGGCAUCAGUCCACAAACGUGGGAUUCCUGUGUUUGCUGUGUCAGAGGAGACUUUCAGAUGGUGAAUGUUACGCUCAUGUGUUCAGUCGGGAACAUGUUGCAACAUUUCUGGACCGUUUCCACCCAGGCUCACUGAGUUCAAGCACUGAUGCAGAGACCUUACUGGACUUGGCAAAACAGGCAGCACGUAUUCACUCCAUAUCAAAUGUACAGGUAAUAAAGUUGGACAACCCCAUCUUGGAGCCAUGCUCCUACGACAGAGCAAUAUGCAUCGUGGCAUCUGCAAAAAGAAGACAUGGGGGCGGAACGCUUGAACCUCACAUACGACCUUCAAUGAAGCUGUCCCACAGGGAAACUCUGAAAGAAGUGGAUAAGGACCAUGUGAGAGAAAACCAUCAGAAAAACAGUAGGAUGGUGGAGGGAUGUGAGAACAAGACCAGUCAAAAGUCUACAGACGAAAAUGAGAACAUUCCAAAAAAGUUUUCCGUAAAACUUGGUUCUGAAAUUGUCAAUAAACGCUGUGUAGAAAGUGAAGGAUAUGCAGAAAAAGGAUCCCACAAGGAGAUUCCUACACCAAGUGAAAAAGAAUCAGAGAGGAGAAGAGAGGUGUUUUCAAAGACUAGUCCAGAUGAGAUAACGAAUGCAGGUAGGGAGACAUGCCAGUUGAUAAAGGAGGAGAAGAUAGAAGAACCUACAAUGAGAGAACCAAGUGGGGAGAUCCCAGAAAGCUGCCAGAACACAGACAAAGAUGAUGUAGCAGCGAAUACAGAAGAAAAGGGCAAAACUUGCAAAAAGAUCCUGACAAAGUUGAAGAGUUACCUGUACAAAGAAAAUGAGAGAGAGAGGCUAAACAUCAUGUCUGAAAAAUCACAAGAGGUCACAUGUUCCAAUGGGGAUGUUGGGAGAGUACUGGGACAUAAAAGACAGCGGCUCAACUCCAAAGAUGACACAUCUUGUGAAGAACCCCAAAAAAUGCCAAGUGGUGUACUAAAAGGGGUGACCACCGCCGACGAGGGGGAGAGUGGCAAAACAAGUCAUGGUACUGUAAAGGAGAAAGCUCCUUCCAAUGAGAACCAGCAACAAGCAGUUCAGUUGUGGCAGUAUGUCAAGAAGAUAAGCCGGGAGCCCGUGGUUGGCUUGAGUGCACUUCUUGAAUGCUAUUGUGAUUGGCGUGGCCCCGUCUACCUCUGUGAGUGCUGCUCUCUGAAGAUCCCAGAGAAGAAUAUCGUCAGCCAUGUUACUGGAUUUGACCACCAGAAGAUGUAUCUGGUGGGGUUUCAGAAACUCGCACCUCUAACAGGGAAGCACCAGAAGAGAAUCAGACAUUUGGCUGCUUUGUUUGAACAGGAGAGAGGAUAUGGAGAGGCUCAGGUUGUUGAUCUGGAUGAAGAGAUUUACAAUAACAUCUCAAAACAAAAUUUUAAUUCAGCCAUACAGUCAGUGAAGGCGUUUCAGGCUCAGCAGGACAGUGGGCAUGAACUCACUUCAACCUCAGCUUUAUCUGGUAUUCAACCUGUGCACACCUUAGUCCCCGUCCAUGCUCAACAUGAAGUCUACGCCAAGACUGACAACAUCCAGGUGGUGGAGCUUGAUAGUGACUCAGAGGAAUCUGAGGUACAGCCAUCCUCAGUAACUGCACCCAUGUGUGGAAUGACCGAAACCACCUCCAAAACAACUGAAGUCGCUCCUCAAUCAAAUACGGACGUUAAAAUGUCCUACAUCAAAGGCGGUGAGUCAGCUGACAGGAAUAACACCUGUCUGACCGUUUCCAGAAGAAGUGAAAAUGCAUCAAGUCUACAUGUGUCCAAAAGUGGGGCAAACACAACCAGUUUGCAUUCUGAUUCGACAGGAAACAUCUCCAAAGAUAAAAUCCUUCCAAACACAACUGUGGAACCAUUUACAAUAGUGACCACUUCCAAAAUAGUGGGGACAUCUCAAACUGCAGCAACUUCACAUUUUACUAUAACUACCCCCAGCAAAUCCUUGACAGCCAUCUCCAAAUGUACUGAUAAAUCCUCCAGUUGUACUGCACAUGCCACAAAAUCGACAGCAGUUGUCUCCAAACUCACAGGCACCACAUCCAACUGUACUACAGCCACCACCAAAUCGAUGGAGAUGCCCUACAAAUGUGUAUCGGCCACCUCCAGUACCACUGCAAGUACCAUAAAACUGACUGCAGCUGACCCCAGUUCUAGUAAGACUACGAUAUUUACAGCUCACACCUCCUGCUGUACUACAACCACCGCCAAAUGCAGAGAACCUGCCCACAAGUGUACAGCAACCACCUCCAGGACCGCUGUAACCACCCAGACCAAAUCGACAGCAACUACCACCAUCUGCACUGCAACCACCGCAAAAUAUACAGCACCCUCGUCCAAACUGACAGGACCCACCUCUACCUCUAGUAUGACCAUCUCAAAUACCAACUCAACAACGAAAUCUGCAACGCUAUCGAAAGCACUGGAAAGCAGAACUGGAGCUGCAUCCAGAGUUACAGUGACUUCAUGUAAAGCUGCACCCACCUCUCAGAGAGGAUCCACAGUGGUGCCUGAAGCCACCUGUAGAGCUACACCUGCUGAAACAGCAUCCAAAAUUACAGUCACAUCUCAAACUACAGUGACAAUUGCAGCUGGCACUUCAAUGGCUAAAAAGUCAGUUAAAGUUCAAAAUACUGAAGCCUCUGCCAAGACUGAACAUAGGAAGAGAGCAGUGGGGCCAAAUGCCAAUACUGCACUACAUGUUCAUAAGAGUAAUCCACCGGCUGCUCCACAUCUGACCAAAGCCAUGUCUGCCAGCACUGAGCACAAGAAUCCACCUACAGAGCCAUCACAUACCUCCAAGACUAAGACAAAGCCAAGUGAACACCUUCCUAAAGUUGGUUUAAACCAGCUGAUUAAAGUGUCAUGUGAAGGAAGGCGGCAAGUCUACUGUCAGCUCUGUGCAGUCAGGUUGAAAUCGUCCAGUCACCUGAUUGACUUUCACCACAUGUAUAACUAUGUGAAAAUGAAGUAUCCUGAGUGGAAUGCCAAACUGGGGGAGUUGGAGAGUGAAUUGGAGAAGAGAGUGGCCCGCUUAGCUGAGGUUGAGAAAGAUGUGGAAUCUCAAAGCUUCCAGAAUAUGGAAGUGACGAAUGAUGUGUACAAAAAGCUGGCUGCUCUCCCGGGGGACAAAGCUGUAGAAAGGUUGAAAGCAAUGGUGAGACGGAGAGACUUGCAGGUUCCAUCAUCCUCCACAACUGAAACUGCCCAGGCUUUGAGACAGCAAGUUGAUUCUGCCAGUCAAUGUGAGGUUUCAAGCCCAGAUGAUGGGAUGUGCGUUCCAAAGAAUGAAAUGACAGGACUUUCUGCUAACAACCAACCAGAGCAGGAGAACAAACAUGAGCUCCAGACAGUAUUGGUCCAUAUGUCAGCAGUGGAGAAACCUCAUGACUGUGCAGAUCCUCUUGCCACUGACUCACAAUCUGCAGGCACCUUUGCCCUAACUCCUCAUACAUGCCAAGAGACUCUUGAGAACAGACAACAGCAGGAGAGAAUGGACCCAGAGAUACAAGAUGCAGAGAAAAUAUCACCUCUAAAAUCCUUCAGCCCAGACCCACUCUCUUCUGCAGCUGUGGUGAAUACAGAACAGCAGAACCAAUCAACACCCAGCCUCAAAGCAGAACAUGUAGCGAAAGACACAGGAUGCAGUCCAGGACUUGGGCGGCACAGUGCAUCACAGGCACACCCAAGAAUUUCAACGGGGGAAAGAACUCAGAGCUGCAGUAAUUUUUCAGCAUACUUGAGGGUGGAGGGACUGGACACUGAACCAGUCAUUGGUCUGGGGUCCGUGUGGGAGUGUCUAGGGAAACCUUCAAAUUCAUUCUUCUUGUGUGAGAGCUGCAGUGAGACGCUCUCUGAGAAUGAGAUCUGUCAACAUAUGGUCAGCCCUGAUCACCAGCUCAAAUACAUGCUGAAACAGUAUCCUCACUUCAUGAGGUUCUGGCUGGACGAGGAUCUGCUCCAACAGAUGAAAUUGGAACUUUUAAAGGAAGUUGCCCAGAAAAUCUCUCAGCGGGAGCGUUUCAACAAGAUGGAUGCGCAGAGUGUACUGCUGGAAGAUGAAUUGUAUGAAUGCGUGCGAAUGGCUCCAUUCAGUGAAGCUCUAAAAAUGGUACAAAACAUCAAGAAAAAACAGAAACUGAUUGUCUUCUGUCCACCCAUCAGUAAUCCACAACCGAGGGACGAACAGCCUGAGAAACGGCAGAGUCAAAAGGGAUCUUUUCCAAUGGAGGCACUUGAGACAGACCAGAAAAUUGACAAUGGAUCAAGACAAAAAACAGAAAAACAUCAUUUGGAAGAGACUGCGAUGGCUGGAGAUUUGGAUGGGGUCAAACAUAGAACAGUCUCGAGUCCUCUGGAUAUGACCAGUGUCUCCUCAAAGGCUGACUCUGUUGUCUCUCCAUUCCCUGGUACUGGCAAAUGUCACAGUCCCAAAGAGACCUGCAGAAGCUUUUUUGUGCUACCAGAGUUUAGACCACCAGCCUCUCAGCACCAAAGGCCUAGAAGAACGCUGCAAUUGAAACAGACAGAUGUGCACUCAGAAUUCCAAUCUUUCUGUACUGUUUGUCCUAAAACUACUCAAACCCUGUCAGUGUUUCCCAGAGAUAAAUGCCCUCCAACCAGAAAAAGGCCAGCUGAUACAUCUGUUGAAACACUGGUCAGACCUUGCACCAGUAACCCCCAACGAGAGGAGCCUUUGCCACCCAAAUGCACACGCAGCUCACUGCAGCAACACUUUCAGCCCAGCCCUGAACCAGCCUCCAAGUCCACUACUGUUCGACCCUGUGAGACCCCCCUGUCUCAAAAGGACAAAAACACAGGCUCUGAAUCUGAUGAAUGGAACUCAUCUAUUGUGGAUUGCACACAGUUAGCACACCUAAUAGCUCUGGUUAGAGAGAGGAAGUCUGAGAGAAAUAUUACCACUUGCAAGUCUGCUUCAGAUAAUGUUGAGACUUCUACCUCCUGUGCUAACAAUUCAUAUGAAAGUGGUGUGGAAAGAAGAUGGGAUUCAAACUUUGUUCAGACUAAAUUGAAAGUGGCAGAAAACAAAACAAGAUGGGAUCAAAAGUGUCAGCAGGUUAAAGCUACAGUGUCAAAAAAUCCACCAUCCACUGAAUCAAUGGAGUGCAUGUUUUCAACAACACCUCCAGUGGUCCUGGGCUAUAAGAACCAACACGUCACCCCUAAUUCCAACCCUUUUCUCUCUGCCAACAACUCAUCUCUUGAGGGCUAUUCAACAAGGGGCAACCUUUUGUUCAGAGCAACUGAAGCUGAGGCAGUCAGCACCACGUUACCUUCUGCCAGGACUGCUGACCCCAGUGAGCUACAAAACCUGAGAAGUUUCAAUGCUCAUAACAUGUUUGGAAAUGUGACCCAGCUCAAACCAAAUCUCAACUACUGUGUGGCCACCAACCAUAAUUCAGGUCAGACAUCACAGCCACAAGGUAGCACAGAGACUGACACCACUAGGGUUUGUCAGCUGCCCCUUAGGCGCAUCAUAACUGCCAGGACAGACCCUGCUAACCAGCAAUUUAUGGGCGGCUAUAAAAGACAGGACCACACUGACGUGAACAGAUGCAUUCAGGUCGCGCAGAGUCUCUCUACAGUUGAAACCGUAAACCCCAGUAACACUCUGUCAGCUUCAGGAGCGUAUGGUCAGUACAGCCAACUGGGUUAUGUGAGAAAUGGACAGUCAUGUCACCUUUCUUCUGAGGCUGUUGCAGGUUACACAACACCAGACAAACCCCCUAUUUACAAUGAGAGUUUAUACCAACAUGAAGGGUACACUGCAAGGGGGCUCUACCCAGGCUAGAUUUACCCAAAGCAGGAAGCGAUCUGGUUCUGUAAGGAAUCAUGUGGACACAGUUUAGCAACUCCAACGCCCCCAGGAUGGGUGAGCCUGGUAAAGCAGGAGCAGCACUCCGCAGCACUCCACAUGGACAAGUGCAAACCUGGCUGCUGGAGGUGGCAGUGAUCAAUGAUGCUGCCUACUUAGGCACUGUUCCGUUCACCACUCCAGCCAACAGUUCACAACGGUUAAUUGACCUGAAUGAAUACAGUACCCAAGGAUACAUUCCAGUGCAGAACAGCAACAACAUAAUGACACACAACACUUCCCAGGCUUACCUCAGACCUCAAUUCUUUCACCAUCCUCCCACUGCCAACAGUGAAAUCUUCACCCAGGCAUCUGCAAACUCUGCUGUAAAUGUGGGAGUUCUGCCUUGUUGCCACGGUUGGGAAGACAUAUCAAAUCAGUUUGAACUCCUGAAACACCGUAGCAAUGAGUUAACGAUACUGUUUAUAUGCUUAAAACUAUUGCUUUGAAUGUGAACAAUGAGUUUGUAAACCUUUUGUAGCUCGUUUCAGUUUUUAACAUUUUGGAAGUUUUAUAUUCAUAUUCUGUUAAUUUUAAUACUUGUAAAAUUAAGAUCUUCUGUUGAGUUUGUAAUGUUUGUAUAUUAUCAUAAAUUCUCAUGUUUUUUUUUCCCUCUGAUAAAAUUAGUUUACUUAAACUUCGUUUUUAUAUUUUGUGUUUUCGAUACACAGAAAUUACUGUUAUUGACGUAGAUCUCAUUCUCCUCUAGCCUCCGCUAAUAUUUAGAAGAAUCAAAACUUUGUGUCAAUGUCCAUGUACCAUUUAAUUGUCCAUUUAGUGUAUUAUUCAAUACAAGUUAAUAAAUUUUCCAAACACCGAAAAGGCUCAUUUACAUAGUAGUUGCAUACAUCUUGUUACCACAGCCUCCCUCAAGUUAAACAUUUUCCUUGAAUUUUUUUUUUUUAACUUUCUUUUGUCUUUCACCUUUUUAUUUCUAAGACUGCUCGACAACAAAUAUAUUUUUAGUUGUGUUUUAACAGCAGCUGUCUUACACUCUAGUCACAACAAUACACUGUCACAUUUUUUAAAUUAUGUCUAUGUAGCAAAAUGGUCAGCGGUGGUACUCUCACGGUGUUCAGUUCUGAUAAUGUUAAUCUGUCCCAAACUGUGAUGAACAAUAAUACAUUCUGUAACAGCAUCAGAAUCAUUGAAACAUUUCUACAUCAACGGCAGGAGUGCUGCUACUGGGUCACUCAUUGUCGUCUCAGAACCUUUGGUGCGAGUACCGUGCCCAUGAAACAUCUCUAUCUUCAAAAAUAGAUCAGGGCAGAAAUGCACCACGGCUUUUUGAGUAGAGUGAACAGACUGACAGUGGAAACUUGAUGUAUUCCAAAAAUGAUUUCAGCAGAAGUGGGUUAUAGACCGGGGCACCAAAUUCGACGUACAAAAUGUUUCCAUGUCUCCAACUGUAUAAUUAUCAAGCCUGUGUAUUGUUGCACAUGGUUCCUCCAAGUAGAUGGGUCACAUUUACUACCCCACAUAAAAACCACCAGUGGCCUUGACGAUACCUAAACCCACGUAUCCGUCUGAGUGGCACAUCCACUUUCCAAUAGUAGAACAAUGAUAACUUAAGUUUCUAAUUUGGCUGGAACGUGAAUGUAUGGGCUCUGGUUCAUUAUGUCAGUAGACUGGACGACACAUGGACAUGAUAUAACGCAGGGGCCACAAAGGGAAUCAACUCUCCGUGCUAUAAUUGUACAGAGGAGAAGUCCUGUAUUAAGGAUUUGUCACACUAGAUCAGACACAAAUUGAGAGAAACCAUUAAUUUACAAUUAGCUCCUUUAAUAUAAGCAAAUGCUUCAGUUAAAAAGGUUUGUCUGGACACCUUUAGCCCAUCUAUCAAGUCAUCCUUUCUCUCAUGAAUGACUCUAAAGGAUGCUUGAUUGAUUCAGUUGUGUUCUUUUUACACUUUUUCUUAACUGUGUUAAGGGAGAUUGAGUUAUUUUCAAUCUAUGAAGAUGAAGACUCCCCACACAUAAGUUUUGGCAUUAGGCUACUUCAUCAGAUAUGGCCUUUAAUAUCAGUUGUCACAGGAGAGUGUUGAGGAAAAAAACCUCUUGCUCUAUGGUGAGGAACAAGAAAUUACAGAUGCAUUAACAACACUGAGCUCAAACUCAGAUUUAAAGAAUUUAUUACAGAGUAUUGAGUCAAAUUAAAAUGAACAACCAACAACAGUCAGCA
This is a messenger RNA of Xiphias gladius (swordfish), 10056 nucleotides long. RefSeq lists its product as uncharacterized. Bases 214 to 7812 code for a protein of 2532 amino acids. Gene Ontology annotation, molecular function: zinc ion binding; nucleic acid binding. The transcript has 48 exons. The record is from RefSeq and is a predicted model, not a curated record. NCBI's taxonomy places the organism in Eukaryota, Metazoa, Chordata, Actinopteri, Istiophoriformes, Xiphiidae.